AUGAGUCCUGAGGAUGUGCCCCGACUUCUCCAGGGCAAGAUUUUCCAGAAUGUCUACAUGUGUGCUAAGUGUGGCUACGAGCUGUUCUCCAGCCGCUCCAAGCACGAGCACUUGUCGCCAUGGCCAGCCUUCACGGGGACCAUCCACGAUGAUAGCGUGGCCAAGUGGCCCCAACACAAUCAGCCUGAUGCCUUUACGACGGUGUCCUGCGGUAAAUGCGGCCAUGGGCUUGGCCACGAGUUCCUCAAUGAUGGCCCCAAGCGGGGGCAGUCCCGCUUACGAAUAUUCAGCAGCUCCCUGAAGUCCAUCCCUAAAGGCAACAAAUCUGCCUCUCAGGGGAAGUAA
This is a messenger RNA of Echinops telfairi (small Madagascar hedgehog), 345 nucleotides long. Its product is annotated as methionine-R-sulfoxide reductase B1-like. Bases 1 to 345 code for a protein of 114 amino acids. Gene Ontology annotation, molecular function: peptide-methionine (R)-S-oxide reductase activity. Lineage: Eukaryota; Metazoa; Chordata; Mammalia; Afrosoricida; Tenrecidae. The transcript has 2 exons. The record is from RefSeq and is a predicted model, not a curated record.